Messenger RNA from Colletotrichum destructivum, 1951 nucleotides. RefSeq lists its product as uncharacterized. Gene Ontology annotation, biological process: DNA-templated transcription; regulation of DNA-templated transcription. The record is from RefSeq and is a predicted model, not a curated record. NCBI's taxonomy places the organism in Eukaryota, Fungi, Ascomycota, Sordariomycetes, Glomerellales, Glomerellaceae. The coding region runs from base 96 to 1715 and encodes 539 amino acids. Gene Ontology annotation, molecular function: DNA binding; zinc ion binding; DNA-binding transcription factor activity, RNA polymerase II-specific. The transcript has 3 exons.
GUGAUGGGGUUUGGGGUUCACCAGACACAGUCUCCUGGCCUCCCAUCAACAUAAACAAUCUCAAAAGUUGACCACAUGCUUCAGGCUGAACAAGAAUGAACACCAAGCGCCAACGACAGGCUUGCGAUCUUUGUUACCGCCGAAAGAUCAAGUGCGAUAGCGCUGCUCCGCGAUGUUCUCAAUGCAGGGUUUACGAUUCCGAAUGCACCUACGUGGCACCUCGCCGGAAAAGGGCAAAACGACCACUUAUCGCGGACAAUACCCAGUCUUUGUCUCUGUCCCGAGCUGCCCCAGGCGCUGGCAUUAGCGAUUCUGAUGUUGGGCUGGGUCAGAUGUCAAAAAGCGGUAGGGUGUCCGACAGGAUUACGUUGGACGACCAGAGCCGUCAGCUGGAGCUGCCACCCAGUCGCAUCGUUUACCCACUGGUCGAUACUUUCCUUGACACAGUCAACAGCGUGCUCCCCUUGUACGACGAUGCCGUUUUGCUGGAAACAGUUAAAUUGUGGUACAGCAUGCCUUCCCACAGGACGCGUACAACGUGGGCAUCGAUCAACGUGGUGAUGGCUCUCGCGCAUUGUUGCGACCAGGGCCUAUCAGAACACUCGGAAGUCUUUGUUGCAGAGUCUGUUGGCAAGGCACAAUCUGUCUUGACCGACUUGAUUAUGGGCGAUCUCAGGUUGGACAGUCUGCAGGUGAUCCUUGGGCUCGUGUUGUCGUUUCAGCGCAUGCCCAACAUGAGACCGGCCGCGGUCCUCAUAUCGACCGCCUUCAGGCUUAUCCAUGAGAUGGGAAUACACCGGAGGGAAGGUUACGAGGGGCUUUCAAGCGCCGAAGCACUGCAGCGGCGGCGAGUCUUCUGGGUUGCCUACAUUCUCGACCGAGAUAUCAGCAUGCGAACACGACAGCCCCCAGUUCACCAGGAUGCGAACAUCGAUCUGGACAUACUGCCGGUUCGGUCGAGUACGGACAGAGCCGGAUUCAUUGACGCCGGUGACGGCUGCACCCACUUCAACUUCUUUCAAUCUCGAGCGCAGCUCGCCCAGAUUCAAGGACUGGUACACGAAUGUAUUUUCUCAGUGCAGGGCCACUCGAGGCCUGCGCACGAGGCUUCGCUUGAAAUCGCGCGCCUUCGGAGCCUGCUGGCACAGUGGCGAGCGCAGAUACCUGCUACUCUCAGCGCUGAAGCUCUAACACAAACCCGCGACACCGUCCUCCCAAAGGCUUUUUGCAUGCUCUACGCUACAAGUCUAUCGCUGCUUGGGCAGUUGACCCGCGUUAAUGCAAUCGAGUUCGACUGGGUCAACAGACUGCUGCGUCACGCGCGAAACGUGCAUGCGGGACUACCCAGCGUACCCCCAGCUUCGCUAGAGGGCUGGGAUGCACUCGUGGAAGAGAGUCGCUCGUUUGUCAUGCUGUUCCUCAGCAUACCGCAAAAGGACAUUGCAUUUGGGCGACUGUACUGCUGUUCACUGAUCUCUGGGCUCAUGUUUCUAACAGCAAAUUGUAUCGGAAAGUCUGACCAUGCAUUCUACGAGAGCGACCAGCAGCUCAGGCUGCAGGCGAAGGAUUUCAUUGACGAACUCUCUCAGCUUUCACGCCACGAUGGGAUAAUCGCAGCUCAGAAAGCCUACACAGAGCUGGAUUGGCACGUUAAACGUCUGACGCAUGGAGCUGGCGACGAUUCAGUCCCCUGGGCACGGGACCCAAUGAUGUAGAGCCCAAAGCUGUGAAAAAUCUUUUACCAUCGUUUGUCGGUACUGGGAGAGUUUUUUCUGUUGAUUACCUGCUUGUGUCGCGCAAGGCAAUGGCGUUAUAUCGGCAUAACUGCCUCGGUGGCGCUGCAUUUCUCGCUGGUUUUUGCGACGCUGUUCAGGGCAUCGGGCUUGGUGGGAUGUUUGGGCAUAGUCAGAUGGGCUGCCAUGGAGUUUUUUGUUGUCUCACUGGUGUGUUU